UGCGUUUGUCUAGGGAACAGACUAUUUCCGUAAACAAACAAAAUGGACCUGAUUAAAGGAAUGAUCAAUCCUGACGAGUCUUGGAGACUUGGAAAUGCUGAUCUCAUUCAAGAAUUCGCCACUUUAUUGUGGGUCGAGAAAGGCGAAGAUGAUCUAAUGAAAAAAGUUACAAGUGCAAGAAUCGUGUACGAACUUUAUCAACGUCUAACAGGAGAAAAUGAGAUGGAUGCAAUGAGAAAUGAAACCAUAGCUAAGAUUGCGAAAUGGGUUAAGGAUCAUCCAAAGGCCACAAAGGAAGAAGUGUCAAAGGAACUUACAAAACAAAUUACAUUGUUUGCGACAAUAGUAGAUCAGAUGUGAAAAAAAGACAUACGGAACACUUGGACUGUCCCAAAAAAAUAUAUGUUGUACCUCAGUGAAUUUUUUAUUUAUGUUAACAUUUUCUUCAUACAGACCAAGGACUCUAUAUACGUCCCUGUACAGACCUAGCUACAAACCAU
Mytilus trossulus (common blue mussel) is the source of this 500-nucleotide messenger RNA. RefSeq lists its product as uncharacterized. The transcript has a single exon. The coding region runs from base 43 to 360 and encodes 105 amino acids. The record is from RefSeq and is a predicted model, not a curated record. NCBI's taxonomy places the organism in Eukaryota, Metazoa, Mollusca, Bivalvia, Mytilida, Mytilidae.